GGAUUGUGGAUACCAUUUACUCUGUGGGACCUAAAACGUUCCACUCGAGGACAAGGCCCCCCCAGAGCUUUGAAAAGAAAUAUUUCGUGGCUAACGAGCGGCUAUGGCGUCUCUCUUUCUCCCUCCUCCCUCAUCCACGCUGCGAUUCUAUCGCCAUGACGCUAGCGCCAGGUCAACAUCGUCCUCGCAACGAUGCGCGGCCUGGAAGAAAUCGUGCAUCCACGCAAGGCGAGCGAGAAUCCUGGCGAUGGGGUUCAAGAUCAACGAAUCCUACGAUAGCGCCGUGGAGCUCGACGCCGAGCGGGAUAGCGCGCUGCGAAGCCUCUUGAGCUCGGAAGCAUUUUGCAAACAGGUCGCGAAAGAAGCAGGGAUUUCGGAGACCAGCGGCGUGGAAUUUCUCGGAGAGCUCUUCCAGCCGGUGCCAUGGAGUCCGAGCACCACACACGGCAUGCCCCAGGAAUUCGAGAAGUAUCAUCACGACAAGGAGAACUACGUGAUCAUCAAUGUACCUCCAAACUUCAUGUUUAAAGCCAAGGUAUUCAAACCUUCGCGGCUCUGCGCAAUCUACAGAAAAAUCAAGGACGAGUCACUCAAAGCAACUUAGAAGCUCGCUUUCUUACCGUGUUUUGGAGGAACAAAGUGAACGGAGGAUCAGCCUUGGACUUGCAUGGA
This is a messenger RNA of Selaginella moellendorffii, 672 nucleotides long. RefSeq lists its product as uncharacterized. Bases 104 to 604 code for a protein of 166 amino acids. The record is from RefSeq and is a predicted model, not a curated record. NCBI's taxonomy places the organism in Eukaryota, Viridiplantae, Streptophyta, Lycopodiopsida, Selaginellales, Selaginellaceae. The transcript has 5 exons.